Bufo gargarizans (Asiatic toad) is the source of this 1854-nucleotide messenger RNA. RefSeq names its product ubiquitin specific peptidase 12 (gene USP12). Bases 161 to 1273 code for a protein of 370 amino acids. The transcript has 9 exons. NCBI's taxonomy places the organism in Eukaryota, Metazoa, Chordata, Amphibia, Anura, Bufonidae. The record is from RefSeq and is a predicted model, not a curated record. Gene Ontology annotation, cellular component: nucleus; cytosol. Gene Ontology annotation, molecular function: cysteine-type deubiquitinase activity; cysteine-type endopeptidase activity. Gene Ontology annotation, biological process: protein deubiquitination.
UAAUAACGCACCACUACGCCCCCGCACACGCGCACUGCUCCCUCCCUCUCUUCGCCGGGUGUCGGGGCCGCGCCCUGGUUCGUGGUGCCCGCGGGUGUCGGGAGUGCGCGGCUCCGGCCUGUCUGCUGGCGGUGAUAAGGGUGAAGAUGGCGCCGGGCGGAUGGAAAUCCUAAUGACAGUCUCCAGGAUCGCUUCUAUCUGUACCAUGGGCGCCAAUGCCUCGGCUUUAGAGAAAGAGAUUGGUCCGGAACAGUUUCCAGUGAACGAGCACUACUUUGGCUUGGUAAAUUUCGGGAACACCUGCUACUGCAACUCUGUCCUUCAGGCACUUUAUUUUUGCCGCCCUUUUCGGGAAAAAGUUCUUGCCUACAAAAGCCAACCAAGAAAGAAGGAGAAUCUCCUCACCUGCUUAGCCGAUCUCUUCCACAGUAUAGCCACGCAAAAGAAAAAAGUUGGAGUCAUUCCUCCAAAGAAGUUCAUUACCCGGUUACGGAAAGAAAAUGAGCUUUUUGACAACUACAUGCAACAGGACGCUCACGAAUUCUUGAACUACUUGCUCAACACAAUAGCCGAUAUAUUACAGGAGGAGAGAAAGCAGGAGAAGCAAAAUGGGCGGAUCCCCAACGGAAACAUUGAUAAUGAGAACAAUAACAGCACACCGGACCCCACCUGGGUACACGAGAUCUUUCAGGGAACGCUAACUAAUGAAACCAGGUGUCUUACGUGUGAGACGAUAAGCAGUAAAGAUGAAGAUUUUUUAGAUCUUUCCGUAGAUGUUGAACAAAAUACGUCAAUCACACACUGUUUAAGGGGUUUUAGCAACACGGAGACCCUCUGUAGUGAAUAUAAGUAUUACUGUGAAGAAUGUCGCAGUAAACAGGAAGCACAUAAAAGGAUGAAGGUAAAAAAGCUGCCUAUGAUUUUAGCUCUGCACCUAAAGAGGUUCAAAUACAUGGACCAGCUGCAUCGAUACACAAAGCUCUCGUACCGAGUAGUCUUUCCUUUAGAGCUUCGACUUUUUAAUACUUCGGGAGAUGCCACCAACCCAGAAAGAAUGUAUGACCUUGUGGCUGUGGUUGUCCACUGUGGAAGUGGCCCAAACAGAGGACAUUAUAUUGCAAUAGUGAAGAGUCAUGACUUCUGGCUGUUGUUUGAUGAUGACAUUGUAGAGAAAAUUGAUGCACAAGCGAUAGAAGAAUUCUACGGGUUAACAUCAGACAUCUCUAAAAACUCUGAAUCUGGGUAUAUCCUCUUCUACCAGUCUCGUGACUAAAUGAGAACUGUGAUAAGACAUACAUUCUGCCUCAUUCUUCUUCUUUGUACAGUUGGAACAAGGAGAAAGCACUGAUGACUAGAUAUGUAUAUAUACAUACACAUAUAUGGAUAGAUAUAUGUGUAUAGGCUACAUAUAUAUGUAUCUACAGAGAAGAGGAGAAAACACAUGGAGUACUGGGAGCUCAGGGGGGCAUUAGCGCAGUUUGCACACGCCGAAGCAAAAGAACACGGAUCAAGGAAACAAAAAGAAACUCCUAUCAUGAGAAUUGAUUUAUUUUCUCUCAGGAAUCGCGCUCACCAUACAGUUCCAUCACUACUACUGCUAAGCAAGAACAGAGGUGGUCUUCACCAUUGGGGGAUUGGACUUCCAGUCAUUGAUUCUUUACCUUUUGUCAUUUUUUUAGCUAGCUAUAAGCUACACAGGGAGUGUUCCUGAAAUUUUAAGCCAGAGCCUGUGCAUUUCCACAAUGUUCAUUCUACGCUACAAGAAAAGUGAAAAAACGUAAGCCGCUAUAAAAUAAAAAAAGAUGAAAAAAUAUAAAAUAUAUAUACAGGUCCUUCUAAAAAAAAUUAGCAUAU